GAAGCCGCGGCCUCCUCCCGUGCCCGGCCUCCCCUCGCGGGCCCCCGUGUUCUUGCCCGGCCAGGAGGCCGCCACGGGCGCCGGUUCCUCCGUGUCCCCUCAUGCUCCGGGCCGGCUGGAGAGCAGCUUGGGGCCCCGCUCCCAUCGUCAGGCGGGACCGCAGCUUCCUCUGGGCUUCCCCGGGAGCCUUCCUGUCAGCUGGGUGAAGAUGAAGUAGAGCUCUGACCAUGGACGAUGACGCCCCCACCAUCAGACCCCGCCGCAUCCAGAACCAGAACGUCAUCCACCGCCUGGAGCGCCGCCGGAUCAGCUCGGGAAAAGCCGGCACCCACUGGCACCAGGUCCGUGUCUUCCACCAGAACGUCUUCCCCAACUUCACUGUGGUCAAUGUGGAGAAGCCUCCCUGCUUCCUGCGCAAGUUCUCCCCCGACGGCCGCUACUUCAUCGCCUUCUCCUCUGACCAGACCUCCCUGGAGAUCUACGAGUACCAGGGCUGCCAGGCGGCCGAAGACCUCCUGCAGGGCUACGAGGGGGAGAUCCUGGCCAACGGCAAUGACCAGAGGUCCGUCAACAUCCGGGGGCGGCUCUUCGAGCGUUUCUUUGUCCUCCUCCACAUCACCAACGUGGCCUCCAACGGUGAGCACCUGAACCGCGAGUGCAGCCUCUUCACCGACGACUGCCGCUACGUCAUCGUCGGCUCCGCCGCCUACCUGCCCGAGGAGCCCCACCCUCCCUUCUUCGAGGUUUACCGCAACAGUGAGUCCGUCACCCCCAACCCCAGGUCCCCCCUGGAGGAUUACUCCUUGCACAUCAUCGACCUCCACACCGGGCGCCUCUGCGACACGCGGACCUUCAAGUGCGACAAGGUCAUCCUGUCCCACAACCAGGGGCUCUACCUCUACAAGAACAUCCUGGCCAUCCUCUCCGUGCAGCAGCAGACCAUCCACGUCUUUCAGGUCACCCCCGCCGGCACCUUCAUCGACGUGCGGACCAUAGGACGCUUCUGCUACGAGGACGACCUCCUGACCCUGUCUGCUGUCUACCCCGAGGUGCAGAGGGACACUCAGACGGGGAUGGCCAACCCCUACAAAGAGCCCUUCAUCAACUCCUUGAAGCACAGGCUGAUGGUGUACCUGUGGAGAAGGGCCGAGCAGGACGGAAGCGCCAUCGCCAAAAGAAGGUUCUUCCAGUACUUUGACCAGCUGAGGCAGCUCCGGAUGUGGAAGAUGCAGCUUUUGGAUGAGAACCAUCUCUUUAUCAAAUACACCAGUGAAGACGUGGUCACGCUGAGGGUGACGGAUCCUUCCCAGCCUUCCUUCUUCGUCGUGUACAACAUGGUGACCACAGAAGUUAUUGCUGUAUUUGAGAAUACAUCCGAUGAGCUGCUGGAGCUGUUUGAGAACUUCUGUGACCUCUUCAGGAAUGCCACCCUGCACAGUGAGGCAGUCCAGUUCCCCUGCUCAGCUUCCAGCAACAACUUUGCCAGGCAGAUCCAGCGCCGGUUCAAAGACACUAUCGUGAAUGCCAAGUACGGAGGGCACACGGAGGCCGUGCGGAGGCUGCUGGGGCAGCUCCCCAUCAGCGCUCAGUCCUACAGUGGCAGCCCCUACCUCGACCUCUCCCUUUUCAGCUAUGAUGACAAGUGGGUGUCAGUCAUGGAGCGGCCCAAGACCUGUGGGGAUCACCCUAUAAGGUUUUAUGCUCGUGAUUCUGGCCUCCUGAAGUUUGAGAUCCAGGCGGGACUGCUGGGUCGCCCCAUCAACCACACGGUGCGGCGCUUGGUUGCCUUCACCUUCCACCCCUUCGAGCCCUUUGCCAUCUCGGUGCAGCGCACCAACGCCGAGUACGUGGUGAACUUCCACAUGAGGCACAGCUGCACCUAGCACAAGGCACUCCUGAGCUCUGAGCCUCUGCUACAGGAGCACCAAAGACAGGUGCUGGCACCUUCUUGGAAACCAAACUGUCAAGAAACCUGACCUGGGAGCUCCUACCAGCCGGCACCUCGCAGGGCCCUUGGCUGUGGAAAGCAAAUCCACUCAAGUUAAUUGUGUGAGUGCUUCUUCUCUGUACUGUGGAGGUCGUGCUGCAUUAAGCACCGCUGUUCCCUGUUCCUGUUUUUGAGCCAAGUGUAGCUGAGGUUCCUUUCCUGGUUUCUCAGGGGCGUGUCCCUGUUUUCUCUCUGGUUGUAGGUUUUAGGGUGGCAAAGAUGGAGCUUUGCAACGCGUUUGUGUAGAGCUCCCUUCUGCACUGGUGCUCUCCUACCGUGCUGAGACAAACAGCCUCUUGUAGAGAGAGUGGAUGGGAGGCAUGGGAAGGGCUUAGAAAUACAGCUACCUGUGUUUGUGUCUUCAGAGUGACUAGGGAAAGGGAAUCCUGUUCUCAUCCACAGCAUCUGCUCUGGUGAUUUUAAUAUGCAAGAGGCCAGGGAAAGAAGGUGUGAGCAGUCACAUUGAGAGACAUGAGGUGUGUUCCUGACUUUUAUGCAAGUCACUUAAUCUUUGUGCCUUAAUAUCUUGUGAAAGCUCCUAAGUAAAAGGUGAUGUGUUUUUCCAGAAAGCCAGGGCAGCUGGUUGUGUCUCUAAUGCACGAGGAGGUGGGCACAGAAGGAAAAUGUGUGGCUGGAAAGGGUGUGGGGAGCAACAGCAGCUCCUUGCUCACAUCAGAAGGCCUUUUCUGCAGCAUGGGGGUGAAUUCUCACAGCCAUCUGCAGGUUUUGCCGCUGAGGGGAAGGGAGACCCAGCUGCCAGCACCCCCCUGCCUGUUGGGAUUAUGAUGCUAUUAAUUAGCAGUUGGGUUUGCUCAGAAAAGAGGGAGGAGUCCGGAAUUAAUGUUCAUUGCUGUAUGUUUGCAGUUAGGAGAGGAGCUUGUUGACUUAAGUUGUUUACCUACCCCUGUUUGAUACACUGUUCUCUGUGAGAACCCGAUUUGCUGUUCCCAGGCUUCAAAGCACAGUUGGCUGGUGCUUCCAUGCUGACUGGGCCACUGCAGUGUUUGUGCUGCUGAUGAAAUAAGCUCCUGGGUGUAAUAUUACCUUGCCACUGUGAGCUGGUGAGGUUGCUGGCCUGCCCUUCUCUCUCUGAAAAAUGGAGUUUUUGGUUGUAGGCCAGCAUUUUUCUGCACAGAGGCUGGUGUAUGACUGCAUGCUGCCAGGCAGUGUGACCAUCCCAGCAUCAUGAGGGGCUCUGUCAGAAUCUGAAGCCUGCUGUUGUCCCAUUCCCAUGGGAGCUGCAGGGAUUGCAUUAGAAAACUGGUGCUUAUACAUGGGAGACCCUGUACUUUAAAGGACCCUGUAUGGGUGUCUUUUUGGGACCAAAAUGAGCUGUGGGUGAUGUGUUGUGGCUACAUGCCUGUGAAGAACACUGCUGAAGUCAUGCAUUGGUUUUGCAUGGUAAUGCACAGGAAAACAACUGUGUGGGUUGCUGGUGCCUACUUACGGCAUGAAUAGUGGACCUCAUAAUGGAGGGUGCCCUGGGGUCCUUGAAUCAGCCUUUACUCUCUGUCUCAUGGCACUUCUCUCCUGGCCUUGCUAAACAUAUUUCUAGGGCAAGACAUUUUAUUUCACUGCUCUUUUCCUGUUGUUUGCACUGUUGGUUUCUCAGGUCUGUCAGGAAUGAGUUCAGGUCAGAAGACUGCUAAUAGAGGAGGUGCCAGGCCAGGCAUGCUUUAGCUCCAGGUUCCUCUCCAUCUAAUAACACUAUUUGUCAAGGUUUUAGGUUCUUAUCCUGUGAUCUGUUCCUCAAACAUCCAAUUAAAUCUCCAAGUGGAGAAUCAUUUGCACAAUGUAGACCAUGGAUUUACCUCCUGCACCACUCACAUUUGUUCACACUUCCAGUGUGAGAUUUUUUUUUUUUUUCUUUCUCAAAGCUCUCAGCAGCUCCAUCCAAGACUAGGUCUGUUCCUUGGCAUCACAGCCUUGGGAGGUCAGGCCUUACUAAGAUAGCUGUCAGAUCUCCAUUUACACUUCUUUUUCAUUGUCCAUACAAACCACUUCAGCAUUUCUGCAGCUGGGGCUUUUGCCAAAUUCAGAUUGUCCUUUGUGAAGCAGAGAGCAUGGCACGCAUGGUUGGACUUGAGGCUGAGAGACCAGAGAUCUGUUCUUAGCUCUGCUAUUAAAUUGUUCUGUGACUGGGGGCAAAUCUCUUCCUGUUCCAGCUGGUGUUUUCUUCUCUGUAAAUGAGGCCAAAAACAUAUUUUCAGCUUUUGUAAAACACUUGGAGAUUCAUGGAUAAAAAGUGCUGGAUAAGUGCUAAGUAUUUUCUUAUUGUGUUUGCAGACAAACUGAUUAAUCAUUCUGGGUACUAAUUGCCUUGGAGUAGCAUAGCAGAUCCUCGGGUCUUGGCUGCUGCAUUUUAUAUCUACAACAGAGUUAAUUUUAUUACAGAAACGUAUUGAAAGAAAAGUCUCUCAUGCUUGAAAUUUUCAUUCUUUUAUUUAAGA
This is a messenger RNA of Calypte anna (Anna's hummingbird), 4437 nucleotides long. RefSeq names its product DET1 partner of COP1 E3 ubiquitin ligase (gene DET1). Gene Ontology annotation, molecular function: ubiquitin protein ligase binding; ubiquitin-like ligase-substrate adaptor activity. Gene Ontology annotation, biological process: positive regulation of proteasomal ubiquitin-dependent protein catabolic process; protein ubiquitination. The transcript has 5 exons. Lineage: Eukaryota; Metazoa; Chordata; Aves; Apodiformes; Trochilidae. The record is from RefSeq and is a predicted model, not a curated record. Bases 228 to 1883 code for a protein of 551 amino acids. Gene Ontology annotation, cellular component: nucleus; cullin-RING ubiquitin ligase complex.